AUGGGCUGUUUUGGAGAUUCGGGAAGUAAAUCAACAACAUCCAAUAACAAAACGAAAACACCAAACAACAACAAUGCUGGAAACGCUUCCAAGAAGGAUCCCAACCGAGUGAGUGUCUUGUUGUUAGGUGCUGGUGAAAGUGGAAAAAGUACCAUUUUCAAACAAAUGAAAAUCAUUCACAAGGAACCCUUCACCGAUGAAGAGCGCGCCACUUUUCGUGAAAUUAUUUACGGCAAUAUUGUGAGGAAUAUGAGAGCCUUGAUUGAGGCUUGUGAGAACUUGGAAAUUCCCAUUCAAAAAAAUGAAUCGAAACGAAUUGCUUCCGAGUUUAUGCAACGCAUGGAUGAUGAUGCCUUGUUGAAUAUUGAACGACAUUGGACACCCGAGUUGGCGAAUGAUAUUCAGUUUUUGUGGACGAAAGAAGAAGCGAUACAACAGGCGUUUGCAAAGAGAAAUUUGUUUCAGAUUACUGAUUCUGCUGCUUAUUAUUUUAAUGCCAUGGAUAGAAUUAAGGAUCCAAGUUCGUAUUUACCAAGCGUGGAUGAUGUUUUGAGAUCGAGAUUGAAAACGACUGGUAUUGCAGAAAUGGAAUUUCACUUGAAAGAAAUUGGUAAAAUUGUCAAGGUUAUUGAUGUGGGUGGUCAGAGAAAUGAACGUAAAAAGUGGAUUCACUGUUUUGAAGGAGUUGAUGCAUUACUGUACGUGAGCAGCUUGUCCGAGUAUAACCAAUUGUGUUACGAAGAUGAAUCGACGCAACGUCUCAACGAGAGUUUGUACUUGUUUGAAGACGUUUGCAAUAAUCGUUGGUUCAAAGACACCGAUAUCAUUCUCUUCCUGAACAAAACUGACGUUUUCAAAGAAAAAAUUGAGACAUUAAGAGAUCUCUCUAAAUAUCAACCCGAAUACACAGGAAACGACUAUGAAAGCGCCAGAGAAUUCAUCAAAAACAAAUUCUUGGAGAAGAAUCACAAUGCAGAAAGAAAUAUUUAUACAGAAUUCACGUGUGCAGUAGAAACUGAAAACCUAGGAAAACAAUUUGUGGAAUGCAUUUCCAAGGUUCUUCAAAAGAGAAAGUAA
Molecule: messenger RNA, 1077 nt
Organism: Naegleria fowleri
Lineage: Eukaryota; Heterolobosea; Eutetramitea; Acrasida; Naegleriidae
Exons: 4
Coding region: 1-1077 (358 amino acids)
Biological process (GO): adenylate cyclase-modulating G protein-coupled receptor signaling pathway
Cellular component (GO): heterotrimeric G-protein complex
Molecular function (GO): guanyl nucleotide binding; G protein-coupled receptor binding; GTPase activity
Source: RefSeq, a predicted model, not a curated record